AUGCUGAUCGACACUCUGGGGCCGGCCAUUGACCCCCUGCAUGCGGCGGCUUUCACGGACCACGUGGAGUGUCUUCAGCUGCUGCUAGGCCACAACGCCCAGGUCAACUCCCCCGAUGCCUCCGGGAAGACCUCCCUCAUGAUGGCUGCUGAGAACGGACAAACCAACGCUGUCGAGCUGUUGGUGAGCAGUGCCAAAGCAGAGCUCACCCUGCAGGAUGCAGUCAAGAACACUGCUCUUCAUCUGGCCUGCAGUAAGGGGCAUGAAACCAGUGCUUUGUUGAUAUUGGAGAAGAUUACAGACAGGAACCUCAUCAACUCGACUAACGCAGCCUUACAGACGUCGUUACACGUUGCAGACAGAAAUGGUCUGACAGUGGUGGUUCAGGAGCUACUAGUGAAGGGUGCUAGCGUGCUCGCAGUCGAUGAGAAUGGUUACACGCCUGCCUUGGCCUGCGCCCCCAACAAAGACGUGGCGGACUGCCUGGCGCUGAUCCUGGCCACCAUGAUGCCCGUGUCCCCCUGCAACCCGGCGCCCAGCCUGUCCUUCAGUGCCAUUAACCACUACACCACCAGCCCCUCCAAGAGUGUGACCUUCGACAGCCUGCCCGUGCUGCGCAGCGAGCACAGCUCCUACUGCAGCUUCAACAACAUCGGCCACCGCGACCACGAUGGAGGCUUCUACAAGGAUGAGGAACUCAACGACUCAGACUCAGAGACGUACUGAGGGUGGUGGUGGUCGCUGCCCAGGAGCGGAGCCAAGGGCAGGCGGAUGGACAGUGAAGUGGGGCAGAGGCCACAAACAAAUCCACACAUACACACCGUGUCUUAAAUCACCACAGCCAGCUUUGGGAGGGCACGAGCCGAGACAGUCCGCACAGGAGCCUUAAGAGUCCCGCAGAUGGAGAGAGAGAAAUGGAGGGAGGGAGGGAGAGGGGGAGGCACAACAGGCUGGCUGGCCACACUCAUCCUCUCGUACCACCAGGUGUCCUUCCAGCAGAUACUGGACUUCAGAGGAACUGCUGCUGCUAUACCCCACCUUUACCUUUACCCACAAAGGUCCUAAACGGUAGAAACUGUCCAGCCAACAGACAGACGGACACCUUAUGACGGCAAUAACCUGUAGUCCAAGGGGAUAGUAGCACUUCACUGAUUGAAAAACAGACA
This is a messenger RNA of Coregonus clupeaformis (lake whitefish), 1166 nucleotides long. Its product is annotated as serine/threonine-protein phosphatase 6 regulatory ankyrin repeat subunit A-like. Bases 1 to 726 code for a protein of 241 amino acids. The record is from RefSeq and is a predicted model, not a curated record. Gene Ontology annotation, molecular function: protein binding. NCBI's taxonomy places the organism in Eukaryota, Metazoa, Chordata, Actinopteri, Salmoniformes, Salmonidae. The transcript is spliced from 6 exons.